AUGAAUACUCUGUCUGAAGCAAAUGGCACCUUUGCCAUCCAUCUUUUGAAGAUGCUCUGUCAAAGCAACCCUUCAGAAAAUGUGUGUUAUUCUCCUGUGAGCAUCUCUUCUGCUCUAGCUAUGGUCCUCUUGGGGGCAAAGGGACAAACCGCUGUCCAGAUAUCUCAGGUCCUUAAUUUAAAGCCAGAUGAAGACAUCCAUCAGGGCUUCCAGUUGUUUCUUCAUAAUCUGAAUGAGCCAAAAAGUAACUACUGUCUUAGAAUGACCAACAGGCUCUUUACAGAGAAUUCGUGUGAACUGCUCCCCACUUUUAAGGAGUCCUGUAUUCAGUUCUACCAAUCAGAGAUGGAGCAGCUUUCCUUUGCCAAAGCUGCAGUGGAGUCAGUGAAACACAUAAACAUGUGGGUCUCCAAAUACUUUAAAGGCAAGAUUUCAGAACUGUUGUCAAGUGACUCAGUUAAUUCACAGACCAGACUGAUUCUUGUCAAUGCCUUAUAUUUCCAAGAAAUGUGGCAUCAACACUUUCACAAAAACUUCACUAAGGAGCUGUCUUUUAAAAUGAACAUGAAAGACACAAAAACAGUGAAGAUGAUGGAUCAAAGGAAUAAUCUUCCAUUCGGUUACAUUCCGGACAUGAAGUGCAAGGUGCUGGCAAUGCCUUACCAGGGUGGAGAACUUAGCAUGAUCAUCCUGCUGCCUGAAGACACUGAGGAUGAGUUCAUGGGUCUUAGGAAGAUUGAGCAGAAAUUAACUUUGGAAAAACUUCAUGAAUGGAACAAACAUGAGAACUUGAGAAACAUUGAUGUCCAUGUCAAAUUCCCCUGGUUCAAGAUGGAGGAGAGCUACAUCCUCAACUUCAACCUGUGCUGCCUGGGAGUGCAGGAUCUCUUUAGCAGAGGCAAGGCUGAUCUGUCUGGCAUGUCAGGAUCCAGAGAUCUUUUCAUUUCAAAAAUUGUUCACAAGUCCUUUGUGGAAGUGAAUGAGGAGGGAACAGAGGCAGCUGCUGCCAUGGCAGGUAUUAUUGGAUGCUCCCUGGGACGUGAGAAAGAGUUCACAGUGGACCAUCCAUUUCUUUUCUUUAUUCAGCAUAACCCCACUGCUAAUGUGCUCUUCCUUGGCAGAGUUUGCUUCCCAUAGAAGACAGCGACUUUGGAGAUACAAGGCACAGCUUAGAGUUUCAUUACUUGAGAUUUUAAUGGUGAUUGUUUUCAUUUGUCCUUGACAAUAAAACUACUAUCAGAAAUCAA
Messenger RNA from Grammomys surdaster, 1247 nucleotides. Its product is annotated as leukocyte elastase inhibitor A-like. The record is from RefSeq and is a predicted model, not a curated record. Bases 1 to 1137 code for a protein of 378 amino acids. Lineage: Eukaryota; Metazoa; Chordata; Mammalia; Rodentia; Muridae. The transcript has 6 exons. Gene Ontology annotation, biological process: negative regulation of endopeptidase activity. Gene Ontology annotation, molecular function: serine-type endopeptidase inhibitor activity. Gene Ontology annotation, cellular component: cytoplasm.